GAUUCAAUGAUGAGUGUUGUAAUUAAAAAUUUUCAAAAGUCAACUGUUCUGAACUUGUGGACAGUUCGCAGAGAUCUGUUGUUGCUGCGGAGUAUCAUGGGUUUGCAUUCAUUUAACAUUGGUUUGAUAUUUUUGUCCAGUAGAAAGAUGAAAGAACUAAAUGCAAAAUACAGAUCUAUACAUGAACCAACAGACAUUUUGUCCUUUCCUGUACACAGUCAUAUAAAUGAAAGUACUAAGAGAAAUAUAAGUCAUGAAGAACAUGAUUUAGGAGAUAUAUUUUUGUGUCCACAAGUGAUUAAAAGCAAAUAUGAAGUUGAGGAUCAUAAUAUUAGGAAAAUAUUUGUACCUUUGUUAACACAUGGUUUAUGUCAUCUUUGUGGUUAUUUACAUGACACUGAAGAACAAUACGAGAUGAUGCAUAACAAAGAAAUUGAAAUAUUACAACUUUUUUCUAAAAAGACUGGAAAAGUGUUUUUUCCUGCUUAGUGGUGG
This is a messenger RNA of Hydractinia symbiolongicarpus, 495 nucleotides long. Its product is annotated as endoribonuclease YbeY-like. Gene Ontology annotation, biological process: rRNA processing. Lineage: Eukaryota; Metazoa; Cnidaria; Hydrozoa; Anthoathecata; Hydractiniidae. The record is from RefSeq and is a predicted model, not a curated record. Gene Ontology annotation, molecular function: metalloendopeptidase activity. The transcript has a single exon. Bases 7 to 489 code for a protein of 160 amino acids.